Blepharisma stoltei is the source of this 1647-nucleotide messenger RNA. The record is from the annotation of a GenBank genome assembly. NCBI's taxonomy places the organism in Eukaryota, Ciliophora, Heterotrichea, Heterotrichida, Blepharismidae.
AUGGACACUCCGAUUUUCCAAGACAAAGUUAUUUGCAUUCUCUGUGGCUUUUGUGGUUUUACUAAAGUAAGCAAAGACAUCAUUUCUAAUAAUAUCGAAAAAUUAGGGGGAACCACAGUCAAAAAAAUUUCUCAACUCCCCGAAAAUUUAACCCAUCUUAUAGUCCCUUACUUUUCAACUGAAUCCAAACUGCUUAAAACAUUGAAAAUUUCGCAGCUUCCGGACUGCAAAAUAGUUACCCAAGACUGGGCAAUUCAAAGCAUAAAAUUAAAAACUCUUUUGCCUGAAGACACAUUUUUAUGAAAAUGCUAUUUUCAACGACAACAAGAAAAAAUGGCUGAGGUUGAUGAAUUAAAAAGAAAAAGUCAAAUAGAUGAAGAGUAUCAUAUAAAUAAACAGUUAAAGCUACAAAGUAACAUAAAAAUCGAAGAAAACUUUGAAGAAAAUGAAAAUCAAAUUAAAAUUGAAGAAAAUCUUGAAAUAAAAAAUGAAGAAAAUGAUAUAAAGAUUAAAUUAGAUCCUGAUAUUAAAAUAGAAAUAAAGCAAGAAGACGAAAGCUCUAGGUUUAUUUCUGAUAAAAGGAGGAGAGCGAAUUGGAAAGAAGAUGAACUAUCGAAAUUUAAAUUUUACACAGGAAAACAGAGCAUAGAUAAUAAAAACGACCAUAUAAUACAAAUGUUAGAAGAGCUUAAGAAUAAUUAUACAAUCCUCAAAGAUAAAGGCAGAAUUAUAGGCUACCAGAAAGCUAUAUCAGCCAUAAGAAGUUUUCCAGAAAAAAUAACCUCAAUAGAGCAGCUUAAAGGGGUUAAUCAAAUAGGCAAACAAACACUCCAAAAAAUCAAAGAAAUUCUAGAGACAGGGUCUUUGAGCAGAGUAGAAGCAAUGGAUGAGCAUGAAAGGCUAGGCCAAUUAAAAUUAUUUUUAAAUAUCUGAGGAGUUGGAACAGAAGCUGCAGAAAAACUUGUAAGAAAAGGCUAUAAGACUAUAGAAAUGAUAAAAGCAAAUCCUCCUGAUUUUUUUAACGAAAAUCAAAAAAUUGGCCUUGCCCUUUAUGACGAGCUUUUAGAAAAAAUCCCCCGAGAAGAAGUCAAAGAAAUUUCAGAAAAAAUUACCAAAGUAGCCGAAUCUUUAGCAAAUGGAAGACAAUUAACAGCGAUUACUUGCGGAUCUUACAGAAGAGGUCGCCCACUAUGUGGAGAUAUUGACAUUUUGAUGACUUUCGAAGAUGGGGGAGCCCAUACUGGCUUACUAUCAAUUUUAGUUGAAGAACUAAAAAAAAUUGGUUUGGUUACCCACACUUUAGUAAUUACUGAUGAAGAAAUUAAAAAGAAGCACGAAAAUUCCACCUUUGAAGGCAUUGCAAAACUAGAAAAUGGACUACAUAGAAGAAUUGAUAUAAAAAUAUACCCCAGAAAAACCUAUGCAUGGGCAUUAUUAUAUUUCACUGGAUCUGCUAUGUUUAAUAGAAGCAUGAGACUUUUCGCUAAAACUAAAGGGUUUAGGCUUUCUGACGAAGGAAUAUUCCCUGCAAUUCGCUAUAAAACGGAAACAUUUACAUGUGCACCAAUUGCUGACUGUUAUACAGAAGAAGAAAUUUUUGAGUUUUUUGGGAUGGCUUAUAAAGCUCCGGAAGAAAGAGACAUGUAA